Molecule: messenger RNA, 2878 nt
Organism: Carica papaya (papaya)
Lineage: Eukaryota; Viridiplantae; Streptophyta; Magnoliopsida; Brassicales; Caricaceae
Gene: EMB175
Product: Pentatricopeptide repeat (PPR) superfamily protein
Biological process (GO): RNA modification
Molecular function (GO): RNA binding; zinc ion binding; protein binding
Source: RefSeq, a predicted model, not a curated record
CAGACGUUUAUAUCGGUAGGCAGAGCAGUUAUGCUGGAUAAGCUAUGGUUAAUUAAUGUCUACCAAUAUCCAACCCCAACCCCUCCGCCGUCUCCUCCGCCGUCACCUCCCUCCGAAACUGUCGCCGCCGCUACCCUUAUCUCCACUUUUCUUUUCUACACAUCCCCUCUCUAUCUCCAAGCCCAGACCCCACCGCUACCACCAUCAUCUCUUCUCCUCCAGCAAACCGCUUCUGCUCUCCCUGUACCCUUCCAUCUCUGAUUCCCAAACUUCCGUCUUACCUGUGGAAGAUACAGCUCUCAAUGAACCCUCCACCUCCCUCUUCUCUCCCGCUCCCAUUGAUGGGUUGUUUUCUUUACUUCACCUCUCUGUUCAGUACCUGGACACUGAGCUUGCGAGAGCUGUGCAUGCUUGCUUUCUCAAGCUCCAGGUUGAAGAUACCCGCCUGGGUAACGCUCUCAUUUCUGCUUACCUCAAGCUUGGUCUUGUUCGUGAUGCUUACAGGGUUUUCUUGAGCCUUUCCUGUCCCAAUAUCGUGUCUUACACUGCAUUGAUUUCGGGUUUUGCUAAGUCUAAUCGAGAGGUUGAAGCCAUUAAUCUAUUCUUUAGAAUGAGGAGUGCAGGUAUUGAGCCUAACGAGUAUAGUUUUGUUGCUCUUUUAACUGCUUGUAUAAGGAUUUUGCAUCUGGAAUUAGGUCUGCAAGUUCAUAGCUUAGUGAUCAAAAUGGGUUUUGUAGAAAGUGUUUUCGUUGCAAAUGCACUAAUGGGUCUGUACAGUAAAUUUUGUGGGUAUUUGGACCAUGUCUUUAGCGUGUUUGAUGAAAUGCCUCAAAGAGAUAUUACAUCCUGGAAUACAGUUUUAUCAAGUGUAGUCAAGGAGUCUAUGCAUGCGGCAGCUUUUGAUUUGUUUCAGGAUAUGCAACGAAAUAUUGGGUUUAGGCUUGAUUGUUUUACUCUUUCCGCCCUUUUAACUGCAUGUGCCGGCACCAAUUCUUUCAUGAAAGGCCAAGAAGUUCAUGCACAUGCUAUUAGAAUCGGGUUAGAGGCCAAUUUGAGUGUGAACAAUGCACUUAUAGGGUUCUAUUCCGAAUGUGGCAAGGUGAAAGAUGUGGUGACGUUGUUUGAGAGGAUGCAGGUGAAAGACGUUAUUACUUGGACAGAGAUGGUUACAGCUUAUAUGGAGUUUGGCUUACUGGACAUGGCAGUGGAGAUAUUUGAGAAGAUGCCCGAGAAGAAUUGUGUUUCUUAUAAUGCUCUUUUGGCAGGGUUUUGUCGAAAUGGAGAAGGCUUGAAAUCAUUGGAGUUAUUUGUUAAUAUGGUGGAAAAUGGUUUAGAGUUAACGGACUUCACUUUGACCAGUGUUGUCCGUGCUUGCGGAUUGCUUAUGGAGAGCAGCAUAAGUGAGCAGAUCCAUGGAUUCUGUAUGAAGUUUGGUUUUGGAUCAAAUGCUCGAAUUGAAGCAGCAUUGCUGGACAUGUGUACAAAGUGUGGCAGGAUGUCAGAUGCCGAAAGGAUCUUUUGCAGGUGGCCAUCUGAUUGGAACAACUCGAUUAUCUGUACAUCAAUGGUAAGUGGAUAUGCUCGCAAUGGUUUACCAGAUGAUGCACUUUCUCUUUUCCAUCACUGUCAGGCAGAAGGGAACAUGAUUGUGGAUGAAGUUUCUGUGACUUCAAUACUUUCUGUCUGUGGAACUUUGGGGUUUCAUGAGAUGGGGGAGCAAAUUCAUUGCUAUGCUCUUAAAGCUGGACUUCUAUCUGAUGUAGGCGUUGGGAAUUCCGUGAUUAGCAUGUAUUCCAAGUGUUGCAACAUCGAUAAUGCAAUUAAGGCUUUCAAUAUUAUGCCCAAACAGGACAUUGUUUCAUGGAAUAGUUUAAUUGCUGGACAUCUAGUUCACAGGCAGGGUGAUGAGGCCUUGGUCAUCUGGUCAAGGAUGAAGGAAUUAGAAAUUAAGUCUGAUGCUGUAUCUUUUGCCUUAGUUAUUUCCGCAUAUAGACACACAGAGUCGAAUUUGGUUGCUAGCUGUCUUAAGCUGUUUCACUCAAUGAAAAAUAAUUAUGGAAUUGACCCUACUUUGGAGCAUUAUGCCUCUUUAGUGGGUGUUUUAGGGCACUGGGGUCUUCUUGAUGAAGCUGAAGAAAUUAUCAGGAAGAUGCCUUUUAAGCCUGAUGCUUCUGUUUUGAGAGCUUUGCUUGAUGGCUGUCGAAUUCACUUAAACAUAACCAUUGGAAAGAGGGUUGCGAAGCAUAUACUUGCUUUGGAGCCACAAGAUCCUUCUACAUAUAUACUUGUAUCAAACCUCUAUUCUGCAUCUGGAAGAUGGCACUAUUCUGAAGUUGUCAGACAGGUUAUGAGAGAAAAAGGGUUUCGGAAGCAUCCAGCUCGAAGUUGGAUAAUUCAUCGAAACAAGGUGCAUUCAUUUUACACUAGGGAUAAAUCCCAUCCACAGGAGAAAGACAUCUAUAGCGGAUUAGACAUACUAAUACUAGAAUGUCUAAAAGCUGGAUAUGUUCCAGACACAAGCUUUGUUCUGCAAGAAGUAGAGGAGCAUCAAAAGAAGAAUUUCUUGUUCUAUCACAGUGCAAAAUUAGCUGCAACCUAUGGUCUUCUGAUGACGAGUACAAGAGAACCAGUUCGGAUAAUGAAGAACAUCCUCAUUUGCGGAGACUGUCAUACAUUCUUGAAAUAUGUCUCGAUUGUCACCAGGAGAGAUAUCUUUGUGAGGGAUUCAUCAGGGUUUCAUCAUUUUGUAAAUGGUCAAUGCUCGUGUAAGGAUCACUGGUAAUCAGUCUGCCCCUGAUGACCAUGUGCUCUGCUGUGUUCUAUAUAUAUAUAUAUAUAUAUGUAAUGUGUUCUUUCUCACCUCAUUCCCAAGUCAAAA